GAAUGGCACGUACAGUUGGUCCACGUGCUUCCGAAGCAUGUUCAUUCACGAGGCUAACCUCACUGCCUGGGAGGAUAUCUACGACUCCCGUGGCUACAGCGUCCACAAGGGUUGGGUUGCUGGCCCCAACAAGGUGUUCAGGUCCGUACUGCGCAGCUUUGUCGACAAAGCCUUCGGGGAGUACAGCCACUUCUACUUCAUGGAGUUUGAUGCGGUGCCCGUCCGCGCGGAGUGGCUUCAACAGUUUGUCGCGGAAGCCCUCUACUAUCCGCCUGCCGCUAUUCGUGGAAGUCGAUACAGAGGUGACACCUGGGAUAACUAUCUGCAAAAGCUGCCGCUCGAGCUGCUCUUCCACAUCAACGGCAACGCCAUCUACACUGUGGGUCACCCGUGGACACAGUACCUGCUGACCCAGUUG
Messenger RNA from Symbiodinium natans, 418 nucleotides. NCBI's taxonomy places the organism in Eukaryota, Dinophyceae, Suessiales, Symbiodiniaceae. The record is from the annotation of a GenBank genome assembly.